Pisolithus orientalis is the source of this 1299-nucleotide messenger RNA. Its product is annotated as ubiquitin-related domain-containing protein. Gene Ontology annotation, cellular component: signal recognition particle; nucleus; cytoplasm. The record is from RefSeq and is a predicted model, not a curated record. NCBI's taxonomy places the organism in Eukaryota, Fungi, Basidiomycota, Agaricomycetes, Boletales, Pisolithaceae. The transcript has 7 exons. Gene Ontology annotation, molecular function: protein tag activity; ubiquitin protein ligase binding; 7S RNA binding. Gene Ontology annotation, biological process: modification-dependent protein catabolic process; protein ubiquitination; SRP-dependent cotranslational protein targeting to membrane. Bases 1 to 1299 code for a protein of 432 amino acids.
AUGUCACAACGUCACAUAGGGCGUGACCUGCAUCACGCUCCUCCUGGCAGGAACGAGGUUGCGCUGUUUCGCUAUGCGACGAUGGUAUACAUCGCCUCCUGGCAAGAAUACCAAGAGGCCGCAGAAAAUCUGUAUGCAAAGUCACCUAACAAGACACGAUAUUGUGUGAAAUGGAGGUCAUCCGAGGGCAAGCUGGUGUUGAAGAUCACUGAUGAUACGACAUGUAUCAAAUUCAAGACAUACUCAUCGAUCUUUCUGAAUCGAUUUGAAACCCUAAACCUCUCCCUGAUGCAAAAAAUGCAGAAUAGGCGUCCUGAGCCAACGCCCCCUCCUGCAACUUCAAAAGCACCACAGCAUGACGGAGACGCUGGAAAGCCUCGUGCUACCUCCCCCGUACCCCCUCAGCAGGCCGGACCAGCUUCGGGCGGUAUCAAGAAGAAAAAGCCGAAGAAAAAGAAGUACAUGCAAAUCUUUGUUAAGACUCUGACGGGGAAGACUAUCACCCUGGAGGUGGAGUCUUCCGAUACCAUCGAUAACGUCAAAGCCAAGAUCCAGGAUAAGGAGGGCAUCCCUCCGGAUCAACAGCGUCUCAUCUUUGCUGGUAAACAGCUCGAAGAUGGCCGCACGCUCUCAGACUACAAUAUCCAGAAGGAGUCCACUCCUUCACCUCGUCCUCCGUCUCCGCGGUGGCGAAGAUCCAAGAUAAGGAGGGUAUCCCUCCCGACCAACAAGCGCCUCAUCUUUGCUGGGAAGCAGCUUGAGGAUGGUCGCACGUUGUCGGACUACAACAUCCAGAAGGAAUCCACCCUUCACCUCGUGCUUCGUCUGCGCGGUGGGAUGCAGAUCUUCGUGAAGACGCUCACCGGGAAAACCAUUACUCUCGAGGUCGAGUCUUCUGAUACUAUUGACAACGUUAAGGCGAAGAUUCAAGACAAGGAGGGCAUACCUCCUGACCAGCAGCGUUUGAUCUUCGCUGGCAAGCAGUUGGAAGAUGGUCGCACCCUUUCCGACUACAAUAUUCAGAAGGAGUCUACGCUCCACCUUGUUCUUCGUCUCCGUGGUGGCAUGCAGAUAUUCGUGAAGACAUUGACUGGCAAGACGAUCACUUUGGAAGUGGAGUCUUCGGACACCAUUGACAAUGUGAAGGCGAAGAUUCAGGACAAGGAGGGUAUUCCUCCUGACCAGCAGCGCUUGAUCUUUGCCGGCAAGCAGCUUGAGGAUGGUCGUACCCUCUCCGACUACAAUAUUCAGAAGGAGAGUACUUUGCACCUUGUCCUCCGUCUGCGUGGUGGUCUCUGA